AUGGGUCUUUGGGUCAUGUUGAGAACCAGUUGCCUCCUCAUCACCCUACUUCUUUCUUUCUUUCUUUCUUUCUUUCUUUCUUUCUUUCUUUCUUUCUUUCUUUCUUUCUUUCUCUCUCUCUCUCUCUCUCUCUCUCUCCCUCUCUCCCUUUCCUUCCUUCCUUCCUUCUUCCUUCCUUCUCUCUCUCCUCUCUCUCUCUCUCUCUCUCUCUCUCUCUCUCUCUCUCCCUUCCUUCCUUCCUUCCUUCUUCCUUCCUUCUCUUUCUCUCCUCUCUCUCUCUCUCUUCCUUCCUUCUUUCUUUCCCUUCCUUCCUUCCUUCCUUCCUUCCUUCCUUCCUUCCUUCUCUCUCUCUCUUCCCCUCUCUCUCCCCCUCUUCUUUCUAGCUUCACUCUUACCUUGGCUUGGUCUCUGUCUUCUUUUGCUCUCCAGCUCCCUUUGCUUUGCCAUCUCCAUGCAUCUCAUGCACUCACCAUCCCUUUGCGUGUUUCAUACCUGCUCUCCAUUUCCUUUCUUUACUCUCAUGCUUUCUGA
Molecule: messenger RNA, 531 nt
Organism: Podarcis lilfordi (Lilford's wall lizard)
Lineage: Eukaryota; Metazoa; Chordata; Lepidosauria; Squamata; Lacertidae
Source: the annotation of a GenBank genome assembly